CUCCUGCCUGCCUGUACACGCCGCAGUCGCCAGAGACUCUCGUUGAAUCGACGCGCCAGUUCACGAAGAAGAGAAAUAAACAUCCGGUCCGAGUAAGAAAAGGACGUCGCUAAAGAUUCGUUGGUAAUGACUAGCUCACGAUCAGAUCAGUAACGUUAAAUCUUAACGAUUGUUUUUCUUGCCUCAUCCAUUAUGAAUCCUUCAAACAUCUUUGGCAGACCACAAGCUGCCUUUCAGGCACCGAACACUAAUCAGUCUGGAAACCUAUUUCAGACUUUUGCCCAGCAGAAACCAACACAGGGUGUUAGUUUUGGCCAACCUUCUGCUUUUAGUCAGCCAGCUUUUGUUCAGCCAACACCACAGCCUCCAGUCUUCACACCCACUUUUGGCCAAACCGGCGGGUUAUCUCAAGGAUCGGGGCAAACAUCAUCAUUUUCCUUUUUGGGAACACACCCUGCCUUUGGGCAGCCAAGUUUAGGUCAGGGGGGCACACUUGGAUUUGGACAACCACCACCACCUUCAUACUCUCAAGCUACGGGACAGACUCAGAACUCAGCUUUCGGUCAGCCGUCUGCAUUCAGCCUUCCCUCCUAUGUCUCGCAGUCCUCCUCAACCAGCUUCAGUAGCACUGUUACUAGUCAGCCUAGUUUUGGUCAGCUCUCUGGUCUUCCUGUACCAGCAGCAACAUCCAUCUCCUCAAUAAGCGGCAGGGCUGAGAAUCCCACAGGUGGGAAUCAGUUUUCUUUCAAACCACCAAAUGAAGCAGUCUUCAAGCCUAUUUUUAGUGUCAGUCCGGAACCAACAAGCACGAAUAUGUCUUCUGCUUCAGAAACUGCUGGAUCCUCUAAGGUGGUGGAUAAUUCCUCUGGUGGUUCACUGUUUUCAUGCGUAAAACCAAGCGCUCUGGGCUUCAGCUUCUCUCAGCCGGCUGCAGCUCCUUCUGUUUCUCUCUCUAAUUCUAAUUUUUCACAAAAGGAGACAGUUGGUGGUGGCGGCAGUAGCAUUCAGUUCACCUUCUCUCAACCUGCCAACCCGUCCAGCAGCAGUACAUCUGCUUCUCAGCCCACGACUCCCUCCACCUUCAGCUUCACACCCCAAAGCCUUCAACCUCAGUCAGACACCAAAGUGCCUGCGUUUGGUGGUACUGGGAUUGGACCCUUUGCUUUUGGGGUCCCAAAAACUGUAAGAACCGAAGAUAAAACGGGUGAUGGGCAGAGCAGUGGAGGGGAAACAGCUUUUGUGAGUUUUGGUAUGAAACGGAAAGAGGAGCCUGCAGAUGCAGCUAAAAGUGAUCCCAGUGAAACUGGAGCAGACGGGCCAAGACAACCUGCCAAACGCCCACUUCUGAGAAGCCGUGUCAUGGCUGGAGGGCUCUUCCGUGUUGCAAUGUCUGACGUCCUAAAAUCCAAAGUGAGCCCAGUCAAGAGAGAAGAUAAUCUUCCUGAAAGACCAGAUCCGCCUGGUCCAUCUAGUGAUCUGGCCACUGCACUUCUGAGGCCUCAGGCUUCCUUAGUUUCGAAAAAAGCAGAAGAUGUCUCGGUCCAGCCUGAGCCACAGACGCGUGCUUCUGGUAGACGAGCUGCUCGAAAGGAGAGCACAGACAGUUUGGGUGGUCUCUCUCCUACUGAUGCCACGGUCAUACAGUGCAAAAACAUCCCAUCCAAUCUUAACAGGAAAGAUCUCCUCAUGCAGCAUUUCGGGCACUUUGGGAAAGUGCUCAGAGUGUAUUCCAAGCCUCAGAAGAAUCUGGCUGUUGUGCAUUUUCAAGAUCAUACGUCUGCAGCCAAAGCUAAAAAGAAAGGAAAGCUGUUCCAGAGGAAUGAAAUUCAAAUAUUUUGGCAAAGAAAAAAACAAAGUCCAGGUGAUAAACCUGCUAGACCUUCAGAGAUCAAGGAUGUCAUAGAGGACCCAGAGUCUGCAUCUGCAUUGUUGCAAUCUCCCCCUAUCCACAAACCUCUUCCCAGAGCAAAUCCCAUCAGCAUGUCUGGUUCUCUUACUAAAGGCUCUCCGAUAAAGAAAUCCUCUAUUGCUAAAACUCUCCAGUUUGAAAGUGAGGGACCGUUUGAGUCUGUCUCAGAGGAGCGAAGCAUAGAACGGCCCAUAAAUAUCUUGCCCUCAGUUCUGCAGCCUCUGGUUGGUCAGGUGGCUGAAUGUGCAGAGGAGAGGUAUCGCCUCCUAGAACAGAGAGAUAAAAUCUUACGUCAAGCUCGACCCAAAAGAACAGACCUGGAUAUGUCUAAAGUAUUUGUGGGAACAUGCCCUGAUAUGUGCCCUGAGAAGGAACGGUAUAUGAGAGAAACACGCAACCAACUGAGUGUCUUUGAGGUCGUUCCAGAUACUGAAAAGGUGGAUCAUUAUGCUGCUAUCAAAGAGUAUAGCAGGUCUUCAGCUGAUCAGGAAGAACCUUUACCUCAUGAGCUUAGACCCCUUCCUGUGCUAAGCAUGACUAUGGACUACCUGGUGACUCAGAUUAUGGACCAGGGUGAAGGCAAUUGCCGUGACUGGUAUGACUUUGUCUGGAACAGAACCAGAGGCAUUAGGAAGGACAUUACCCAGCAGCAUCUGUGCGAUCCAGAAACAGUAUCUCUCAUUGAGAAAUGUACUCGUUUCCACAUUCACUGCGCCCAUCACCUCUGUCAGGAACCUAUGAUGUCUUUCGAUGCCAAGAUCAACAAUGAGAAUAUGACAAAAUGCCUGCAGAGUCUAAAGGAGAUGUAUCAAGAUCUAGCCACUAAGGAGGUGUACUGUCCCAAAGAGGCAGAGUUCCGCCAAUACAAUGUGUUGGUUAAGCUCAACGAUGGAGACAUUCUUCGUGAGGUGCAGCAGUUCCGUAAAGAAAUACGAGAGUCUCCGGAAGUUACUUUUGCAGUGCAGGUCUUUGCAGCACUUAACAGCAAUAACUUUGUCCGGUUCUUUAAACUUGUGAGUGCAGCUUCUUAUUUAAGCAGUUGCAUACUUCACAGAUACUUCAAUCAGGUGAGAAGACAAGCACUUAAAAUUCUCAAUGUGGCCUUUACUGUUGGAUCCCAGAGAUCAACAAUCUUUCCAGUCGAGGACUUUGUCAGAAUGCUCAUGUUCCGCAAUGCCACUGAAGCAACAGAAUUUAUUCAACAAUAUGGCCUAACAGUCAGUGAUGGCAUGGUUGAACUUAGUCGGACAGCCUAUCAGGAGCCUGAUUACUCCCUGCCGCAGAAGAAGUCUGUGGCGAUUGAGAAGAAAAGAACUGUUCUAAUAGGAGAGGUGGUGAAUGGUGGACCGCUUCCAAACCCACCACAGCACAGUCCUGUUUGUAGCUUUGACUCCAACAACAAAUACACUGGAGAUGGCCUUUCUUCAGAGCCACCACCAGCUGUCCUGAAAGCUCCUGCAGAAAGGCAGAUUUUCAUGGAGCCUGAACCCAGGCCUCAGGUGAAAACAAGGCUUUUAGCCGAACCACGGCUUUUCAUGGGUCUCUCUGAGCCUGUAAAAGCUGAUGACACAGAAGAAACAGGAGAGAAGUCUCAAACAGCAGAGUCAACUCUUCCUGUAGUGCAACAGCCUAUUUUUCCACCCAUACUAGCACCACAGCCGGUUCGACCCCCAUCUCCUCCACCCAAACCAGAGCCAACCUACACGGAUCAGGAUAUUAUGGCAGAAGUGGAUGCAGUGGUUAAUGAGGUGUUGGAGGCUGAAGUCUCUGAUGUAACGCGUUCAGCUGCUGAAUAUGUGUCCGCAGCCCUCAGUGCAAGUGACAGUGAGCUUGAAAUAGUUGUGAGUGAAGUCUUACAUCAGCUUCUGAGGGAAGUGUCCACAUCAGAGAUCAUUGCUGAGAAGGAGAGAAUUGCGGAGGAGAAACGCAAGGAGGAGGAAGCCAGGCGAAAGGAAGCGUUUCUUCAGCAGUUCAGUGCUGAGCUGUGUGCUAAAAUCAGUGAUGAGGUGCUAACAGAAAGCAUUAGAGCAACUGCUGAAGCUGAAAUAAGGCUUGCUUUAGAAGAAAAGGCGGCUUAUAUUGCCCGCUGCACAGCGGAGGAAUGUGAAAGCAUAAUAGAGGAGACAUUGGCUGAGGAGGUGGCCUCUAUAGCACAAGUAAUCCUGGAUGAAGGAUUGAGGCACAUUCGCAAAUUCAUAAAGAGGUGGCGUGAUGUGGUAGCUGUUCGUCGUCAGUUGAAGAGACAGAUGCGUGGUUUCCCAGCAGCCCCUGGUUGUGUAGAUCCACAAUUUAAACUGAAGGCGCUCGUCCCCAGUGCUCCUUCAAACCACUGUCUGGACCUCCUGGCUCAGGGGAUGGUCAAUCUGGGUAACUCUGGCAACAUGGCAGUUUCCUGCACAAGUUUGCUGAGAAUGAGACAGGAGGCAGUUCAUCAAAUGAAAGUGUCCUAUUACUACAAUCUCUUAAUGAGUGAGCGUGUAUGGAUGCCUCUUGACCUGCCCACACUUGUGGCAGAGAGCACUCCUAAUGCACCUGACAGAAUCUUCUGGAAAGCUACGCUUCUGAUGCCAAGCAGCUGCGAUAGUGACAUAACCUUUGCCAGCAGAAUUCUGACAGAUUGGCUUGAGGUUAAAUUGGGUGGAGGAAAUGAAUCUGAAGAGAGUGAGAAACAAUCAAAAGGGCAAGUGAAAACGCUGUGUGUCAGUCACAGCCUGACCAAUAUUAGGGGACAGACUCAUGAAGUUUACAUUUCUGUAAAGGCAUGCCAUGGACCUUUGAGUGCAGAAGACCAGUGUCUGCUGGAGGAGCAGAAGGAGCUCCAUGGUACCAAUGCUCUGCUGAUGCUGCUUCCCCCUGUUAACAGUGCUGGACAGGGGGAAGAAGAAGAAGAAGAAGAAGAGGAGGAGGACCUGCCACUGCUCUCUGCCCUCCUCCAGCUGAGGCAGGUACAGCAGGCCAGCUGCUGGCAUUCUCCUCUACCACUGGCUGUGGUGGUCGCUGGCAACCAAAUUGGUGAUCAGGGUUUGGAACAAGCACUUUUGUUGGAUAUGUUAGUCAAAGAUGGCCUCAUCUCUGAAUAUAUCUUCGUCCAUAUACCAGCUACUCUCAAUGACCUGCAAGGCUCUGAGCAGAUGAGUCAUGUUGUGAGGUGGCUUUCUGCGCGCUCUCCUGCCAGUCCGGCACUCUCCUCUCAGACCCUGCUGCAGGUUGUUGAAUUAGGCCUGUGCCGAGAGUUCUAUUCCAGACUACAAGAAGACAAGCUGGACAGAAAGAAUGCAGGUCUUCCAUCUCAGCAUCCAGAGCCUAUUGUGGAGCUCUGCAACAGUGUGCUGAGUUUUCUGUCAGGUGUGGUUUCAUCAGAGCACCUGUCUGCGCUCUGCUGGCCACCUCCUGAAUUCUCUCUCCCAGAGAACAGUGAGCUGAUUCCUCACCAGGCCUGGAACUCUCCAGAACACCUGCAGUGGCUGAGGAGAAGCAUCCUCAGUCGGCAGCUUCCUGAGUGGGAUCUCCCUCCUGUUGAUGCUUCCUGGCCACAUUUAUGUGCCUCUAUAUUCCAGUAUGUAUCGCAGAUCCCCACCUCGCCCUUAAGCCAGCCCAUUCUAAUGUCUCGCUUGGAGAACCUGCUUAGAAGAGUGAACUACCAACACGCAGACGAAGAUGACUAUGAGAAGGCUGGACCGUCCUUUCAUGAAAUUCCUUGGGAUGACAUCAUAUGCCUGUGUGUAGAGCAUCGCAUGAAGGACUGGAGUUUGGACACUCUGGUGGCAAAAGAUGCCCUCACAGAUGAUGGCGAGAUUCUUGUAUAUUUUAACAAAGACAGCCUGAAGAGUUUUCAGCCCCCUGAUAUUUGGAUUGAGGCUGUGAAACAGACGUACCAGGAGAAACGGCAGGCCUCAGAAGUGUGUAAAGUCAAGCAUUCCCCUGCGACCAGACUUUACCUCAGACAGAAGCUGUUUCAGAGUCACAUAGAUAUAGAGGAACGUCCAACUGUUGAAGAUACUGCACAGAUUCCCAUUGAGCAGAAGUUUAAACAGAUGCUGUCUUCCCUCCGUGAUAUGAAUGCUGAGAGCCAGAGGAUUGGAGAGCAGACACAGCAUCGGGCUGGAGAAAAUCCUUUGCGCCGUUCUUCUUUUCCCCUUGCUUUGAGAAAACAUCCUGCUGCUGGCACUGCCCACAUACAGGAAACAGAUGUUGUUGAGCUGGUUGGGAAAGUAUCAUCUGACAGAAAAAUGAAUAGGAUGUUUGCUCCAGACAGCACACAGUCUCCCAUAAUGGAGAGACUUCAACAUACACUCUCAACCGUUCAGGAGAUGAAUGCUGAGGGACAGAGAAUCGGAGAGCAGAUUCGGCGACGAAUUGAGGCGGAUGCUUUGUCUUCUGCUUCCUUACCUCUCUUUCUCCCAUCCACCCUCCUGUCUUCACCUCCUCUAGUUUUGACCACCAGCAAGAGGCCUUCUGCUGCCGUCCACAUACAGGAAAUGGACGAUUUGGACAAGAUUGCAUCUCGUAAUGAUAAAAGCAGGCCGGUGCCUUUAUUCCAGCGCUUUGAGGACUUGAAAAGAGAGUUAUCAAGUCAGCGAGAGGAAGAACGUGCGUGUGGCCUCAAGUUGAACUGUCUUUUAGAUAUUGUUGACAACUGAAGGUGUUUUAGUUUAACAUAAGCUGCUAAAUGGCAGUUCCCGUCUCUUUAUUUGAAACAGAAUGUCUUUUAUUGGCUGCUUAAUUAGUCAGCAGUUUUAUUUUUGAUGUUUUUAUUUUGUUUUAUUUUGGAUUCAAUGAAAAUGAUUGUCAUGCAUCUCAUCCCUAAAUUUAAAUGCAUGCUAAGUGUGUUUUUCUUGUUCUUAAACAUUUAAUUUAGAGUUUGUGCGUUUGUUUGUUUUUCAGGCGUACGUGUUUCUGAAUAUUAAGUGUGUUUUGUUCAUUGCAAAUAUGAUUUUGUAUUUAAAAUGUAUAUUUUUUGACAACGAUAAAGGUGUUUUUAGUAAACAU
This is a messenger RNA of Danio rerio (zebrafish), 6898 nucleotides long. Lineage: Eukaryota; Metazoa; Chordata; Actinopteri; Cypriniformes; Danionidae. The record is from RefSeq and is a predicted model, not a curated record.